CUACCGGCUUUACUUUGUAAUUCUAAAACUUUAUGGAGUCGACAGAGUUAGAACUUGAAUCAGAAUCAUCUUCCAAGUGUUUAACAUUCCUCUACGUUAUAUGGAAAUUCUUCAAAUGCAUCUUUUCACAUGUGACACUUGUAUCACUUGUUGUUGCUUAUUGCGUUCUUGGUGCUUUAGCAUUUGAGAUACUUGAAGCAGAACAUGAAAGAGAAGUAAAAAGAAGCAUUAAAGACAUUCGCGGUAAUGUAACUGAAGAUUUAUGGUCAAUGACACAAACAGUAAAGGUUUUAAGAAGAGAAAAUUGGACUCGUGAUGUAGUAGAGAAACUAAAGGCUUUUGAAACGGAUCUCUUGUUGAAAAUGAAAAAAGAAGGAUGGGAUGGUACCGAAAACAUUGAUAACAUUCAGUGGACUUUUGCAGGCGCUCUAUUUUACUCAAUUAUUGUUAUCACAACAAUAGGCUAUGGUCAUAUUUCACCUAAGACUCGAAAUGGUAAAGUUGUUACUAUUUUUUAUGCUAUUUUGGGAAUACCCUUGAUGUUGCUCUGCCUAUCGAAUAUUGGAGAUGUGAUGGCUUCCAGCUUUAGAUUCCUUUAUUGGAAAAUUUGCUGUUAUGUUUGUACCAGACCACCAAAACCUCGACGUGUACGAAGCAAUAAUAUGAUUAGAGGAUACAGCAUUCGUCAAGGUUCUGGGCGAUCUGGAUCAGCCCGAGCAGCAUCACUUCGAAGAUCUAUUAGGGCAAGUCAACGAUCAGCAGAUUCAGCUCUUGGAUUGUCAGAAAGCAUAGCAAGAUCCACCCAGUUAGAUCUAGAACCUCGAUAUCAAGCAUCACGACGUUAUGAUAUUGAUGGCAAUCCCAAUGAUUCUCCAAAACGUUCCGCUACUCUACCCAAUACGGCCUCACCUCGUAAUCUACAAAUAAUACAUUCAUCUAGACAUACUUAUGACAAUCGAUGUGCAUCAACAACUCCAAGAAGUGGGAGAGCUCGAAUCGCGACCACUACAAUUUCUGGAGCGACACAAUCUCUUGAUAGACGAUUACUCGUUACUCCAAAUGACAUCGACCGGACAUCAGUCCUUUUUAACAAGUAUGCCCUUGAUGAACCUGAUUUUGCUGAAAAUAAAGAUGAAUUCGUUGAUGAACUUCAAUUACCUCCACGAAUAAAUAUAACAAGAAGUAAUAUAUCGAAGUUAGAAAAUACAUUACCUCGUGCUACAGAAAGGCCAACGAAUACUCGAAGAUGUCAUUCUGUCGAACCUGGAACUACUAACGAUCGAAGCACAUAUAUAGAAAUGGCACGACCUAGAAGAAUUGUUCCGGGUGUACGACGUCCACGAAGUAAUCUUAGCUAUACUUCACGAGUACAUAAAAGAGAAGCACCAUCACCACGAAUCAUGUCACCAAUGGGUUUCGCAGUUCAUCGUCAAGUUUAUGCUGAUGAUAUUGAGUUUGACGAGUAUUUAACUGCGGUCGAAGAGCAAACAAUAAAACCUGUGCCAAUUUGGCUGUGUGUAUUCUUAGUUGUUAGUUACAUAUUAGGCGGAGCUGUAUUAUUUACUGAGUGGGAAAAAUGGAUAUUUCUUGAUUCUGCAUAUUUUUGUUUCAUCACUCUAACAACAAUAGGUUUUGGUGAUUUUGUACCAGCUCAUAGGCUCAAUGCUCACCAAGGGAUAGCUCUAUGCUCGCUAUAUCUUCUUUUUGGUAUCGCUCUACUUGCAAUGAGUUUUAAUUUGGUUCAGGAGGAAGUAAUAACUAAUGUAAAGAGCGUGGCGAAGCGUUUAGGUAUUAUUAAAGAGGAAGAAGACAAUGAUGAUGACGAAGACGAUUAUUACAAUGAUGUAGAGGCUAUAAAUGAUGAUUAUGAUGUUGAAAAUUAUGAUUGUGAAUAUCCUGAUGUCUAUCCUGGACGAAGAUAUCUUAUCCACGAACGUGAUCUUGAAAGGACAUAAAACUUGACAAAAGGGUGAAUUGAGUUGUUUAAAAAUUAUAAUAUAUUAUGACAAAGUAUGAAUUAAGAUUUAUCAAUGUAAUAAUGGCUCAAUAUAUCUUCUUUAUAUAUCAUAUAGUGGUUAGAAGAAGGUGUGCUUUAGUCUGCAUUUCUGUACAAGUCACGACGUAUGUUUUUUUUUUCUUUUACUCCUCUC
Messenger RNA from Chelonus insularis, 2150 nucleotides. RefSeq lists its product as uncharacterized. The coding region runs from base 33 to 1955 and encodes 640 amino acids. The transcript is spliced from 9 exons. NCBI's taxonomy places the organism in Eukaryota, Metazoa, Arthropoda, Insecta, Hymenoptera, Braconidae. Gene Ontology annotation, molecular function: potassium ion leak channel activity; outward rectifier potassium channel activity. Gene Ontology annotation, biological process: potassium ion transmembrane transport; stabilization of membrane potential. The record is from RefSeq and is a predicted model, not a curated record. Gene Ontology annotation, cellular component: plasma membrane.